Cooperia oncophora is the source of this 192-nucleotide messenger RNA. Lineage: Eukaryota; Metazoa; Nematoda; Chromadorea; Rhabditida; Trichostrongylidae. The record is from the annotation of a GenBank genome assembly.
AGACAUGGCGGAGUUGUUGUCGGGUGUAAAAAUCCAGUUGAAAGACGGUAGCCAAGUGGAUGCCGGCGAUUAUCUCAAAGGAAAGAUGGUCGGUCUCUACUUCUCCGCCAGUUGGUGUCCUCCGUGUCGAGCAUUCACGCCAAAACUGAAGAGAUUCUACGAAGCCGUCAAGGAGUCCCAUCCGCGAAUUUG